AUGAAUCUACAAGUUGCCCCAGACCAGCCCAAUUCCAUAGACUCUUUCUCAGAUCUAGCUAACAAGUUCUCUGACUUCUUUGCCAGUAGUAAGCUCAUCAGAAAGACAAUAGCUUUCCUCAUGCAAUUUUCUCAAGGGCAAAAUGAAACCCUACAUGAUUUCAUGAAGAGGUUUAAUGAAGAAAGACUUCAGAUCCUCGAUCUCCAUAUCACAACAUCAGUUUCCACCCUCACAAAUGCUAAAAGAUGUGAGGCAUUCAAGAUGAGUUUGUCAAAAACUCCCACAAAGUCAGUGACCGAGCUUCUGACCCCAGGAGAAAAACACAUUAAUAAGGAAGAGAUAUUGAAUCAAAGGAGAGUUGGUCCGACUUAUGAUCGGGUCGAGCAUAAAAGGCAGCGUAAGCUGAAUCUACAACAAGACCUUGCCAGAGGAAAACAGAAGCAGGGCGCACCACCGACAUUUACACAUUUGAACACCUCUAGGUCAAACGUACUAAUGGAACUCAAAGAUACGAAGGAGUUCAAGUGGCCACCGAGGUUGCGGUCUCCCCCUGAGGCCAGAGACAAUAACAAGUACUAUGACUACCAUCGUGACCAUGGGCAUACAACAGAGGAUUGCGUAACAUUGCAGUGUGAGAUUGAGGCUUUGAUAAAAAGAGGAUUCCUAAAGGAGUAUAUCAGGCAUGACAAGCGUCUCGGGAAUGACCGCAACAAUUGA
This is a messenger RNA of Olea europaea var. sylvestris, 717 nucleotides long. RefSeq lists its product as uncharacterized. NCBI's taxonomy places the organism in Eukaryota, Viridiplantae, Streptophyta, Magnoliopsida, Lamiales, Oleaceae. The coding region runs from base 1 to 717 and encodes 238 amino acids. The transcript has 2 exons. The record is from RefSeq and is a predicted model, not a curated record.